UGUUUGGCGUCGCUUAGCGACCGACCAACCGUCUGCCCUCCUCAUCCCCAUCACCUCCUCCUCCUCCCCACUCCCACUCCCUCCCAGAACAUGGACGACCCGGACAGUGUUGGAACCCCAAAACAAGAUCAAGAUGCAUCAGAAACUCAAGAGGAGUGGAACGAGGAAGAUGAGGAUGAAGAUGAGGUACAAAUACAAACCCUCCUUGGAGCAGAUGCAGCAGAAGACCUUUUGGAGGAAGAUGUUAUGGAUGAAGACAUGGGGAGGAUUGUUUCAGCAUCCCGUAAGCCACCAGAGCAGGCUGCCGUCGUUCCAGAGCAGGCUGCUGUCGUUCCAGAGCAGGCUGCCGUCGUUCCAGAGCAGGCUGCCGUCCUUCCAGAGCAGGCUGCCGUCGUUCCAGAGCAGGCUGCCGUCGUUCCAGAGCAGGCUGCCGUCGUUCCAGAGCAGGCUGCCGUCGUUCCAGAGCAGGCUGCCGUCGUUCCAGAGCAGGCUGCCGUCGUUCCAGAGCAGGCUGCCGUCAUUCCAGAGCAGGCUGCCGUCAUUCCAGAGCAGGCUGCCGUCAUUCCAGAGCAGGCUGUCGUCAUUCCAGAGCAGGCUGUCAUCGUUCCAGAGCAGGCUGCUGGCGUUCCAGAGCAGGCUGCUGGCGUUCCAGAGCCAGUCCCACUCAUUCCAGAGCAAGUUCUCAAAAAGGAGGAAAUUACGGAAGCGGACAGAGAACAAGUCGUUCAGCCUACUCCUGAAUCCCCCGUAUUGCCAGAGCCAGAAACAGUUGUACAAACUCCAGAGGCUGUCACAAUAUGA
This is a messenger RNA of Callorhinchus milii (elephant shark), 801 nucleotides long. RefSeq names its product cytadherence high molecular weight protein 1-like. Lineage: Eukaryota; Metazoa; Chordata; Chondrichthyes; Chimaeriformes; Callorhinchidae. The record is from RefSeq and is a predicted model, not a curated record. The transcript has 6 exons. The coding region runs from base 91 to 801 and encodes 236 amino acids.